Molecule: messenger RNA, 1095 nt
Organism: Lagenorhynchus albirostris (white-beaked dolphin)
Lineage: Eukaryota; Metazoa; Chordata; Mammalia; Artiodactyla; Delphinidae
Gene: RAC3
Product: Rac family small GTPase 3
Exons: 6
Coding region: 125-637 (170 amino acids)
Biological process (GO): actin filament organization; motor neuron axon guidance; small GTPase-mediated signal transduction
Cellular component (GO): cell cortex; cell projection; cytoplasmic vesicle
Molecular function (GO): GTPase activity; GTP binding; protein kinase binding
Source: RefSeq, a predicted model, not a curated record
CGCUCGGCGGCGCUCGGCUGUCUCCGGCCGCUCGGCUCGGCGAUCGGCUCGGGUCCGCGGCCGCUGCGGCGCCGGGCAUUUCUCCGCAGCUCGGCUCGCGGCCGCGCCCGCCCGGCCCGCGCCCAUGCAGGCCAUCAAGUGCGUGGUGGUCGGCGACGGCGCCGUGGGGAAGACCUGCCUGCUGAUCAGUUACACGACCAACGCCUUCCCUGGAGAGUACAUCCCCACCGUUUUUGACAACUAUUCUGCGAAUGUGAUGGUGGACGGGAAGCCUGUCAACCUGGGGCUGUGGGACACCGCUGGGCAGGAGGACUACGACCGGCUUCGGCCACUCUCCUACCCCCAAACUGACGUCUUUCUGAUCUGCUUCUCCCUGGUGAGCCCAGCCUCCUUUGAGAAUGUUCGAGCCAAGUGGUACCCAGAGGUUCGGCACCACUGCCCCCACACGCCCAUCCUCCUGGUGGGCACCAAGCUGGACCUUCGUGACGAUAAGGACACCAUCGAGCGGCUACGGGAUAAGAAGCUAGCGCCCAUCACUUACCCCCAGGGCCUGGCCAUGGCCCGGGAGAUCGGUGAGCUCUGUCAAGUACCUGGAGUGCUCAGCCCUGACCCAGCGGGGCCUGAAGACUGUGUUUGAUGAGGCCAUCCGGGCUGUGCUCUGCCCGCCUCCUGUGAAGAAGCCGGGGAAGAAGUGCACGGUCUUCUAGAGCCCUCACUUCUGGAGGAGCAGCCUCCAGCCGCCCGCGCCUGUAUCUGUUGUGUUGAGAUGUCUGGUGUCCCCGAGUCUGCUGUGGGGAAGUUUUGUGGGUGGGGAGGGGGAAGAAUCACGGGGACGAGGCUGCUGCUCCCGGGGUGGUGCUGGGGCCAUGGGGUCCUGUCCACUCUGCCUCCUCUACCUGGGGGUACAGCUCCAGCCUUCCCUGGCCCCCAGGGAGUCCGGAAGGGAGCAGGGUCUCCCUCAGGCUGCAGGGGCAGGUCCAGGGCAGCCCCAGGAUGGGCUUCCCUGAUGGGGGAGUUUGUGGGGUGGGUUCUGUCCUUGUGCCCCAGGAUGGGGCAGCCCCUUUUUAUUUUAUACAAUAAACCUUCUUCAUCAUC